UUAAUUAAAUUGUGAUGGAUUGCCAUGUUUUUGAACAAGUGCAUCAGCAGUCUUCACACUGGUUAUUAUCAAGCCGUAAAAAUAUACUAUUAUUAUAUUUAUACAGGCAGCUUGGCUUGGCUGGAGCUAAGAGACACCCAGACACACACUUGGGUGGAGUUAGGUGACAUCUGCCUGUGCUAGAAACUGAAUACAUAAGCUGCUGGACUGUCAUGGAACAUUCUGGAACGCAUAAACAGGAGUCCAAGCCUCUCUGCUGGGAGACUGCCCUCCAGGAGUUCCGGGUGCCAGAGUGGAGGUGUCUCCCCACCGUCUAAAGAGAGGUGAGGCGACAGAGAUCUGGAGGGCAGUGAAAGCAGCUGUCCAACGUGCAUUUGGUGGGGAGACGGGCGUGGGCAGCACGACCACGAGGCUGCCAGAGAGAAACUGUAGCUACGAGGCUGCAGAACCACAGACAGUGGUGCUGUCAGAACUGGGGUCAGGUCUGGACACCUAACACAAAGUGCCGAAUCCUUGCGGCCGGGCACUGAGGGUGAUUGGUCCAGAAGAUUUUGAGACAGCUGCUGUUGGAGAGACCUGACCCAGGACCCAGUCACUGGUGUGUGAUAACGUUUAGAAGCUCAUCCAGGAUAGUCUCAGUUCUAAGGCAGUGUCUUUCUGCCCCACAAACUAAUCGGUACCCGUAGAGUCAGAUCGAGUCAGUAUUUGGGACAAUGGCGCUGGCACUGUUGGAGGACUGGUGUAGGAUCGUGAGUGUGGAUGAUCAGAAGUCACUGAUGGUUAUGGGGAUACCAGUGGACUGUGAUGAGAGUGAGAUUCAGAAGACUCUCCAGGAGGCUUUAAAGUCUCUGGGCAGGUAUCGACUGCUUGGCAAAAUAUUCAGGAAGCAGGAGAAUGCCAAUGCUGUGUUAUUAGAGCUUCUGGAAGACACUGAUGUCUCCGUGAUCCCCAGCGAGGUUCAGGGAAAGGGGGGUAUCUGGAAAGUGAUCUUUAAGACCCCUAACCAGGACAUUGAGUUUCUUCAAAGGCUGAACCUCUUUCUAGAAAAAGAGGGGCAGACAAUCUCGGGAAUGCUCCGAGCGCUUGGGCACGAGGGCGUGUCCCCAGCCGCAGCACCCCGCGCGUCACCGGGGUUCCUGGCCCAUUUGUUGGGACAGGCACUCGCCCACGCCCCUCAGCCGCUGCUCCCCAUGAGAUACCGGAAGCUGAGAGUGUUCUCAGGGAGCGCCGCACCCGCCCCCGAGGAAGAGCCCUUUGAAAUCUGGUUGGAACAGGCCACUGAGAUAGUCACAGAGUGGCCGGUAGCAGAGGCAGAAAAGAAACGAUGGUUGAUGGAAAGCCUUCGCGGCCCGGCCCUGGACCUCAUGCACAUAGUCCAGGCAGACAAUCCGUCCAUAAGUGCGGAAGCGUGUCUGGAGGCAUUUAAGCAAGUGUUCGGGAGCCUGGAGAGCCGCAGGACCUCACAGGUGAAAUACCUGAAGGCCUAUCAGGAGGAAGGAGAGAAGGUCUCCGCCUACGUGUUGCGGCUGGAAACCCUGCUGCGCAGGGCGGUGGAGAAGCGGGCCAUCCCGCGGAGCAUCGCCGACCAGGUCCGCUUGGAGCAGGUCAUGGCUGGGGCGAGCCUUAGCGAAAUCCUCUGGUGCAGGCUGAGGGCGCUGAAGGAUCAGGGCCCACCCCCCAGCUUCCUGGAGCUCAUGAAGGUCAUCCGCCAAGAGGAGGAGGAGGAGGCCUCUUUCGAAAACGAGAAUGUCGAGGAGCCGGAGGAUGGGGAUGGCUACGGACACUGGGAUCACGAAGCAGAUGACUAAAACCCAACUCCAAAGGGGACCCACGGUCCCGGACGGGGGGCGACAUCACUUUACCAGGCUAAGACCUUGCGGUCUUUUUUUCUCUAACGUACACAGUUGAAAGCAAGGCAUUCCAGCCAGGUUUUGAUUCUUUUAAGAAAAAAAAAA
This is a messenger RNA of Vicugna pacos (alpaca), 1955 nucleotides long. NCBI's taxonomy places the organism in Eukaryota, Metazoa, Chordata, Mammalia, Artiodactyla, Camelidae. The record is from RefSeq and is a predicted model, not a curated record.